Messenger RNA from Haliotis rufescens (red abalone), 2770 nucleotides. RefSeq names its product organic cation transporter protein-like. The coding region runs from base 361 to 2019 and encodes 552 amino acids. Gene Ontology annotation, biological process: transmembrane transport. Gene Ontology annotation, molecular function: transmembrane transporter activity. The transcript has 10 exons. The record is from RefSeq and is a predicted model, not a curated record. Gene Ontology annotation, cellular component: membrane. NCBI's taxonomy places the organism in Eukaryota, Metazoa, Mollusca, Gastropoda, Lepetellida, Haliotidae.
AAACAUCGGCCUGUACUUUAGGCUUCAGAGCGUGUCCAUGUGAAGAGUGGAAAGUUUUCAAUAUGUAAUUCCUGUAGAUAACUGACCACGUUUCGGAAAUACAAAGUCUUGCAUCAGACGGGACCUGGAUGAAUCUCUGCUCCCUCACUCGGACAGAUAAGAUUGGGCCCUUGUUCUUGUGGUUCACAAGACUUGAAAUCGCAUAGCGCAGUAAAGUGUUCGGUCUUCCUUUGCGUCGCCGCUUGAGACGCCCCUCUUGAGCUUACCUCAUACCCCACAGCUCUUUGUUGACAUAUCUAGGGUCUCCUCCGUCAGCCUAGCUCACUGCUCCAUCAAGUGAAAUAGCUAAAACGGAAAACUAUGAAGUUUGAUGACAUUUUAUAUCACCUUGGUGAGUUCGGAGCGUACCAGAAACGAAUAUAUGUGUUGACAUGCAUCCCGGCAAUAUCUGUAGCGUUCCAGACCCUCCUACCUGUGUUUUACCUGGCUAUUCCCGACAACAGGUGUGCGGUCCCAGGCUUAGCCAAUGAUACCUACAACAGUCAGGGAAGAAGUCACGAUGUCAUCGUCAACAGAACCAUUCCCUGGGAACGUGAUGACGAUGGGGCAUCGAUCUUAUCAGCUUGCAACGUGUACUCUAACUUGACAGCGGGCAACAAUACACGGGAGUGUACAUCCUGGGUGUACGACAAAACCACCUUCACCUCCACAGCUCUGGCGCAAUACAACAUCGUGUGUGCGAACAAGGGAUGGCGAGCCACGUCCAACUCCAUCACUUUUGCGGGUAGUCUGGUUGGUGCACUCUUCCUCGGGCUAUUGUCUGACGUGAUUGGGAGAAAGAAGACGUUCUUUCUGAGUAUAUUUUUCCACUGCGCAAGUAGCAUCAGCAUAGCUUUCGCCCCUAACAUGGUUGGCUUUAUUGCCCUGAGGUUCAUCAACGGAGUCGCGAACGCAGGUCUUUUCAUGUCAGCCUUUGUUAUUGGGAUGGAGCUUGUCGGGCCCUCGAAAAGAGUAAUUGCUGGAAUUGUCAUCGAACUGUUCUGGUGCCUCGGUCUGUUCAUUCUGGGAGCUGUGGCUUAUGGUAUUCGGAACUGGCAACAUCUGCAGCUGAUUCUCUCCGUGCCGCCUGUGCUCAUGCUCUUCAUGUGGUGGUUUAUUCCCGAAUCUCCAAGAUGGCUGCUGUCACGCGGGAGGGACGCUGAAGCUGAACAGAUUAUCCGGAAGGCGGCAGAAGUGAAUGGCGUGGACCUUCCUCCCAAACUAUUUGACAAUUCAACUGUGCAAAAGCAGCCUAGUGCAAGGGUGUGGGAAAUGUUCACAACGCCAGUUCUCCUUAUCAGAACACUCGUCAUUUUUUUCAAUUGGUUUGUGGUCAGCAUGGUGUACUACGGCCUUGGACUGAACGUCCAAAACCUCAGCGGAGACAUCUACCUCAACUUCACAAUCGCCAACAUCAUGGAGACUGUUGCCUACGUCCUCUGCAUCUUACUCCUCGACCGUACCGGAAGGAAGAAUCUGCAUUGUGGGAGUAUGCUGCUGGGUGGCAUCGCGUGUCUGCUCACCAUGUUUCCAGUGAUGUAUGGCAACAAAUCACACACCUGGAUUACCACUGCACUGUCAAUGAUUGGGAAACUUGGUGCUUCUGGAGCCUUUGCCAUCAUAUACGUAUUUUCUGCCGAACUGUUUCCAACUGUUGUCAGAAACUCUGGAAUGGGUGCUAGCUCCGUAUUUGCACGUGUAGGGGGAAUUAUCUCCCCCUACGUAGCUGAUCUGGGCCUAUUCGUAGGUGGUGAUCUGAAGGUGGCGCUUCCACUGAUUGUUUUCGGAGCUGUGAGUGUUGGUGCAGGUCUUAUUUCACUUCUCCUCCCGGAAACCCUGAACCGAAAACUCCCGGAAAGCAUCGAAGACGCGAAGGCGUUUGGAAAAACAAACAGCCGGACAGAAUACCAUCUUGAUACAUUGGAGGAUGCCGACAAUUACAAAGAAACAUUCAAGAGCAAAGAGAGCGAUAAAUACUAAAGAGAGACAAUAUAUUUGAAAAGUAGGAUACCAUUGCAUAACAUUUCUGUGGACAUAACUACCGAAAUGGUUUAUUUUUUAGAACCUAUAUGUUCUCUUCGGUACAAACAUUAACAUCUAACAAUUUCAUAUUUCUGUACCAUGAACUUACCAAAUGUUUUAUCGCAUUUUAUCGCAAUCAGAGACCAUAUGGUCUCUGUCGCAAUGGAUAAACUGUAUAUGUGUGUAAUAUACUGGAUUUUCAUACUAUAUUCUUUAAAGGAAAAUAUGUGAUGAGUGAUGAAAAUAGAGCUCAUAAAGAAAACAGAUUCUAAUAUGUAAUUAUUUUGGGAGAGAUUAUGAAACCGAAUCGUUGAAAGGGGUAAGGAAAACUAACUGUAACCUAAUAUUUAUAGUAUACCUUUUGAUUUCAGAAGGUUUUAGGCAGAACUGUCGAUUCCCGACAUGGGUACAAUGUGUGAAGCACCAUUUCUGGUGUCCCCCGCCGUGAUAUUGCUGGAAUAUUGCUAAAAGCGGCGUAAUACCAUUCUCACUCACUCACUCACUGAACCGUUUCUAGGAUAUAAACUGGAGGUCUGCGUCGUUUGAAGGGCAUGGUUACAUUUGGACCCUCAGUUACAGUGGAAUUCCUGUGAACUUACUGCACAUAGCUACCUGUGAUAGGUCCACCGAACCUUGCAGACAAAUAUAUCAUUUUUAGUUUAGAGUAAACAAUAAACGACAUUUAUUGAUAUAACAAUGCCUGUGACAA